Myotis brandtii (Brandt's bat) is the source of this 4014-nucleotide messenger RNA. It is a transcript of the gene FNDC1, whose product is annotated as fibronectin type III domain containing 1. The coding region runs from base 102 to 3365 and encodes 1087 amino acids. Gene Ontology annotation, molecular function: protein binding. The transcript is spliced from 23 exons. Lineage: Eukaryota; Metazoa; Chordata; Mammalia; Chiroptera; Vespertilionidae. The record is from RefSeq and is a predicted model, not a curated record.
UGCCUUUUCCCCGCCUGCCAUUCCCAUCAGUUGAUAGUUGCGCUGUCUGCAUAGCUGACCACCCACUGAAGCCAAGGCACGUGAAACUGCUGUCCACUAAGAUGGGCCUGAAAGUCACGUGGGACCCACCCAAAGAUGCCACCAGUAGGCCCGUGGAGCAUUACAACAUUGCCUACGGGAAGUCACUGAAAAGCCUUAAGUACAUCAAGGUGAACGCGGAGACGCAGUCCUUCCUUAUUGAGGAUGUGGAGCCGGGGGUAGUGUACUUUGUGCUGGUUACUGCAGAAAACCACAGUGGAGUGAGCCGGCCCGUGUACAGAGCGGAAAGCCUGCCUGGAGGUGAAUGGAUCCAGAUUGAUGGUUCCCCCAUUAAGGGUCCAGGACCAUUUAAUGAAACCGUCACAGAAAAGGAAGUGCCAAACAAGCCCUUGCGUGUCCGAGUCCGAUCCUCAGACAACCGGCUGUCCGUUGCGUGGAAGGCGCCACGCCUGUCUGGAGCCAAGAGUCCACGCAGAUCCCGGGGUUUCCUUUUGGGCUACGGGGAAAGUGGCCGGAAGAUGAAUUACGUUCCACUGACACGAGAUGAGCGAACGCAUGAGAUCAAAAAGCUGGCCUCCGAGUCGGUGUACGUGGUCUCCCUGCAGUCCCUGAACUCGCGGGGCCAGAGCCAGCCGGUCUACAGGGCCGCCCUAACGAAACGGAAGAUUUCAGAGGAGGAGGAGCUGGACGUCCCUGAGGACAUCAGUGUCCGGGUGAUGUCAUCCCAGUCUGUGCUUGUAGCCUGGGUGGACCCUGUCGUGGAGAAGCAGAAGAAAGUUGUUGCGUCCAGGCAGUACACGGUGCGCUACCGAGAGAAGGGGGAACUGGCCCGCUGGGAUUACCGGCAGGGCUCCAACCGGCGCGUGCUGAUCGAGGGCCUGCUCCCCGACACCAUGUAUGAAUUCGCAGUCCGCAUCUCACAGGGGGACAGAGACGGCAAGUGGAGCACCUCCGUCUUCCAGAGGACUCCGGAAUCCGCUCCUACGACGGCUCCGGAGAACUUAAAAGUCUGGCCAGUCAAUGGCAAAACCACAGCUGUCACUGUAGCUUGGGACGCGCUGCCUGAGACUGAGGGCAAAGUGAAAGAGUACAUUCUCUCCUACGCCCCCGCGCUCAAGCCCUUCGGAGCAAAGUCCCUCACCUUCCCCGGAGAGACCACUUCUGCCCUCGUGGACGGCCUGCAGCCUGGGGAGCGCUAUCUGUUCAAAAUCCGUGCGGCCAACAGGAGAGGAUCGGGGCCUCACUCCAAAGCCUUCAUCGUCGCUAUGCCAACAAGCAGGACCAGUGAGCCGGAUGCCCGGCAGAAAGCAGGCGCGAUGGAGAACUGGAAGCAAGAAACCGCGCAGCCUGCCUCGCCUCCCAGGGCCGCAGCUCCCUCGAAGCACACCCACCUGCCCGUUUCUCCCCAAGGCAGACAUGCCAAGCACCCUCCUGACUUGAAGAACAAAAUACCGGCCAACGGUGGGGUGCCCAGGAAACCCCAGGCGGCAGAGCUCACGGACGCGGAGGAACUGGACCCCCAAGGGGAUCCCCCGACCUCGCCCUCUGAGACCCAGGACCAGCAGCUGCUGUCGCUGCGGCAGCGCAUGAUGCACUCGCGGUUCCGGAACCCCUUCUCCCGCGCGCCCGCCAGGCCCUCUUUCAGACAAGGUUAUAAUGGCAGGCCAAGUGUAGAGGGGCGAGGACUGCCCGACACUAAUGGAAAACCGAGCGGACAAAGAAUUAUCAAUGGCCCUCAAGGAACAAAGUGGGUGGUGGAUCUUGAUCGUGGGUUAGUAUUGAAUGCAGAAGGAAGGUACCUCCAAGAUUCACAUGGCAAUCCUCUUCGGGUUAAACUAGGAGGAGACGGUCGAACCAUUGUGGAUCUGAGAGGGACCCCCGUGGUGAGCCCUGACGGGCUCCCCCUCUUCGGGCAGGGGCGACAUGGCAAACCCCUGGCCAGUGCCCAGGAUAAGCCCAUUUUGAGUCUUGGAGGGAAGCCUCUGGUGGGCUUGGAGGUCGUCAAAACAACCACCCGUGCCGCCGCCACCACCACCACCACCACCACCACCACCACCACCACCACCACCACCCACCCAACCACCACCACCCUGCGCCCAACCACCACCAUCCGAACCACCACCCCGACAACCAUCACCACCACCACUCCCGAGCCCACCACAGCCGUCCCCACCUGUCCCCCCGGGACCCUGGAGCGGCAUGACGAAGACGGCAACCUGGUCACGGGCUCCAGUGGGGCCCCGGAGUGCAUCCCUGAAGAAGAUGAUUUCUCAGGAUUGGAGACGGACACAGCCACACCCACGGAAGAGGCCUACGUUGUCUAUGAUGCAGAUUAUGAACUUGAGACGUCGAGGCCACCGGCCUCCACCAGGCCCCCCACCACGGCCACCACGCCCGCCGUCAUCCCAGCAGAAGGCACCAUUAGCUCCUUCCCCGAGGAAGAGUUCGACCUGGCUGGAAAGAAGCGAUUUGUCGCUCCUUAUGUGACGUAUCUUAGUAAAGACCCAUCCACCCCUUGCUCUCUGACCGAUGCUCUGGAUCACUUCCAAGUGGAGAGCCUGGAUGAAAUCAUUCCGACUGACAUGAGGAAGAAUGACCUGCCUCCGCAGCACGCGCCCCGCAAUAUCACCAUUGUUGCUAUGGAAGGCUGCCACUCAUUUGUCAUUGUGGACUGGGACAAAGCCACCCCGGGAGAUGUGGUAACAGGCUACUUGGUUUACAGCGCAUCCUAUGAAGACUUCAUCAGGAACAAGUGGUCCACUCAGGCUUCGACGGUCACUCAUUUGCCCAUUGAGAACCUGAAGCCAAACACAAGGUAUUAUUUUAAAGUUCAAGCCAAGAACCCUCAGGGCUAUGGACCCAUCAGCCCGUCGGUCUCAUUUGUCACGGAGUCAGACAACCCUCUGCUUGUUGUGAGGCCACCAGGCGGCGAGCCCAUCUGGAUCCCAUUUGCUUUCAAACACAACCCUGACUACACGGACUGCCACGGCCGGCAGUAUGUGAAGCGGACGUGGUACAGAAAGUUUGUGGGCGUCAUUCUCUGUAACUCACUGCGGUACAAGAUCUACCUCAGUGACAACCUGAAAGACACAUUCUACAGCAUCGGAGACAGCUGGGGAAGAGGUGAAGACCAUUGCCAAUUUGUGGAUUCACACCUGGAUGGGAGAACGGGGCCUCACUCCUACAUAGAGGCCCUCCCCAGCAUUCAAGGCUACUACCGCCAGUAUCGCCAGGAGCCCGUCCGCUUUGGCAACAUUGGCUUUGGGACCCCCUAUUACUACGUGGGCUGGUAUGAGUGUGGCGUCUCCAUCCCAGGGAAGUGGUAACCACGGGACGAGCGUGCGGAAAGCUCGCCCUGCCCGGCCCCCUGGACUAACUCGCACUGAGGGCUGAGCAGGAAAAGGAAGACGGUGCCUGUUCCAAGCCCCUCUGCCCCGUGUCAGCAAGGCCACAAGGUGGACAUUGGAUAUUUGGGGCAUCUUCAGUCUGGACUCAGCCCCACUUCCUGGCCUGGACCACACACGGGAUUCAAUGUUACUGUUAAGUUUGCUUCUCCACACGUUUUGCUUAUAAUAGCACAUCCCAGAGACAACCAAAGCACACAGCUACCAGGGAUGCCCACUGAUUCAGGGUGAUUUUCACACUUCUUAGGCACAAUAUCCAGACCAUCGGUAUCUCCAGAGAACAGCAGAAGCUGGCUUCAUGGGAUGCUACACGCUCUCUUUUUUCACCAGACUCCUCCCAAACUAGCUGACGUUAUGCUCCUGGCCUCUUUCUCUGCAGUAGAACUGAAUUACUCAAAUCACCCAAGGAAAUAUAUCCUGCUUAAGAUUUAUCCCAUGGACUCACCCACUGCUAGACCAAUUGUAUCAAAUCUUGGUAAAUCUCAUUUUGAUAUAUAUAUGUAUAUAUGCAUAUACAUAUCCACACUUGUCUGCAAGAGCAUUGAUUAAAAUGGCUAAAUUUGUACCUGUU